Aphidius gifuensis is the source of this 3221-nucleotide messenger RNA. RefSeq names its product zinc finger protein 43-like. Gene Ontology annotation, biological process: regulation of transcription by RNA polymerase II. Gene Ontology annotation, molecular function: zinc ion binding; DNA-binding transcription factor activity, RNA polymerase II-specific; RNA polymerase II cis-regulatory region sequence-specific DNA binding. The transcript has 6 exons. The record is from RefSeq and is a predicted model, not a curated record. Bases 694 to 2013 code for a protein of 439 amino acids. Gene Ontology annotation, cellular component: nucleus. Lineage: Eukaryota; Metazoa; Arthropoda; Insecta; Hymenoptera; Braconidae.
UAAACUAAACGCGCUGGCGCGAAAGAAAGAUUUCUCUCCUAUACAUGAAAAAAAAAAUAAUCAAAAAAUAAAAUUUAUAUACACAUAUAUGGAUAACACACACGUGGGCUUUUUAAAAUCGACAAAUACUAUUAUAAAUUUUAUAUUGAGAACAUUACUUUUGUUUCGGGGGAUGAGACGCCGACGCCUGGCGCCGACGUACUUUUUCAAGCAACGAAAUCGCGUCAGAAUAAUCUCACCAAUUCCACUGUCCAUAUAGCUCCAUUACUAAAAAAAAAAAUAAUAAUAAUAACAGCAAUAAUAGCCGUAAAAAUUGACAUAUAAUUAUCAAUAGUUUAAGUAUUUAAAAAAUUAUUUAAAAAGAAAAAUUUGAAUAGAAAUUUGUUUGAAAAUUUGCAAGAGUCAUCAAUAUUUAUCUCAAACACGUGGAUAAUAUAUAAUUUAAAAAUUAUAAAAAAAUAUUAAUUUACAUGAAUUAAUAAUCAUUAAUAUAAGUGUUGAAUAAUUUUUUUUAUAAUUAUUAAAUUUAAUGUAAAUAAUUGGGUAAAAAAGAAUUUAUAAAAAAAAAAAAGUGAAUUUAUUUCGAAUUGUGAUCAGCGACAUUACCAUCCGGAAAAAACACGUGGAAAAUUAAAAUUAUAUUGAUGAAUCGAUGAUAAUCAUUUUAUACAUGAUUUAUAUAAUUUAUUGAUUAUGGAAAUGAUUAAUGAUAAUGAUGAAUUACAGUGUAGAAUUUGUGCUAAUAAUAUUACUGAUAAAAAUAAUAAAAUUCAUAUUUUUGAUGAUAACGCAAGACGUAAUUAUUUACAAACUAAAAUACGUAAAUAUUUAUAUAUUCUGGUAUCAAAUGAUGAUAAUUUAUCAAAAUUUAUUUGUCACUCAUGUGUCAAAAGAUUGGAGGGAAUUCAUAGAUUUGCAACAAUGGCACAUAAAGCACAAGAAAAACUUAAAAAUAAAUUUUAUGAAAUAUCUGGGAAUAAUGAUAAAUUAGAUGACAAUGAAUUUGAUGAUAAUAAUGAAAAUAAUAAAAAUGAUAUUAUUAAAUCUAAUUUUACUGAUAAGAAAAUUGAAGAAAUAAAUUCUGGCUAUGAUUGUUCAAUUCGUUCAAUUGAUCAAGAUGAAAAUCAGCAUACAACUGAAGAAAUGGAAGUCAAAGUUGAUCCAAUGAUAUUUUUACAAUGUGAUCUUGAAAAUUCAUUGUCAUCAGAGUUGUCAGAUGAUAAUUCUGAUUAUGAAGAUAAAUCAAAUCAUAUAAAUGAUUAUUUCGAAAGAAAAGAGAUUAAAAAAAAUUGUAAAAGUCCAACAAUGUUGAUAAAUAAUGAAAAUAAUGGUAAAUCAUCAUUGUAUGAUUGUUCAAUAUGUUCACGUACAUUUAUAACACAAAUAAGUUUACAAAAUCAUCUCUGGUCACAUUUACCAAGAUCAGAUAAUCAAUAUGACGAUGAUGAUGAAGAUGAUGAUGAUGAUAAUAAUAAAACCGUCCAUCAAAGUAUACAAAAUUCAUCGUUAAAUAAUGAUAAUAAUAGUUCAAGUGGUUAUGAUAAUUCUGGAACAAAUUUUGUGUGUCCAAUUUGUCAUAAAAGAAUAUCAACAAAAGGUAAUUUAAAAGUACAUCUUGAAACUCACAGACCAAAAGGAAAAUAUGGAUGUGAUAUUUGUGGAAGAAUUUUUAAAACUCAAUCAAAUUUAUUUCGUCACAAAGAAUAUCAUGGUGGUGUACAAUUUCCAUGUAGUGUUUGUGGAAGAGUUUAUCCAACAAAUUCAACUUUACGUGCACACAGUAUAACACAUUCGGAUUUACGACCACAUGCAUGUCCACUUUGUGAUAAAACAUUUAAACGUAAUCAAGAUCUUAAAUUUCAUAUUAAUCAACAUACUGGUCAACGUCCAUAUCAAUGUCCAUACUGCCCAAAAGCAUUUGCAAGUUCUGGUAAUUGUUUUUCACAUCGUAAACGUAUGCAUCCAAGAGAAGUUAAUCGUGAUCGUCAACGUGCUGCUGAUCUUAUGAGGUGAACAAAUAUAUUAUAAUUACAACAAUAUAAAAAAAAAAAACAAAUGAUAAAAACAAGAAAGUGAUAUAUUACGUUAAUUAAUAUAUAUAUACAUAAUUCAAAAGAUAAAAAAAUUAUAAUUUAUUUAAUUAUUCGGAUGAUCAAUAUUAAUGAAUCAAUAUAUUUUUAAAAUUCAAUAAUAAUCCUUUUUUUUUCUCAUCAACUAGAAGUUAUUUUUACGACAAUAACAAGCAAUAUAUAAUUCCAGAUAUUAUCAUUUUUUCUUCCGCAUAUUAAUUGCAGUGAUAUUAAUUUUUUUUUUUUUUAUCAACUUGUUGUUAACCUUGAGUAUAUAUUCAUGCCUAUAUCAACAAUAUAUUAUUUAUAAUUAAAACAACAUAUAUUUAUUUGUAAAAAAAAAAAAAACAAUUUAAUGUUAGACUAUUUAUAAACCUAGGUCUGUGAUAAAUCAGGAAACUUAGUCUUUUAAUUUUAAUAAAAAAAAAAAAAACAAUUUGUUAUAUUAAUUAUUAUUGCUAUUAUUUGUGCCAAAUAAAAAAACGAAUUAAUAUUCUGUUUGAACCCUUGUAUAUUCAGCUGAAUGUAACAAUUUAUAUUUUUUUCUUCUCAAAGAGAAACUGCGUAAAAAAAAAUAAUAAAUAAAUAGGUAAAAAAUACCUCCUUAAAAUUGUAAAACACUUUUGUAGUUAAUAAUUAUUGUGGUAAUUAGAUAAGCACAAUCACAGUAUUAAAAAAAAUUACUAUUAGAAAUGGAACAAUAAUUAAGUCAAUGUAAUAGUAACAAGACUGUGUGAACGAAAAUAAAAUGUGUGUCAAAGUAGUGUUUAAAUAAUAUACAUCAAGUUCUUCAGCACUGUAAAUAAUAUAAUAAUAAAAAUUAUAAGCAAUGUAAUUAAUUUCUAAGAAAUUAUUUAGACAAGUUUAACUUGAUUUAAAAUCUUAGGACAACUGACAUGGUACCAAAUUUUAAUAAAUAAAUAAUAAUCAUGUAUUAAAAAAAUAAGUCUGAAUAGUAAUAGAUAUAUCAUUAGGAUUCAAUAAUCAAUAUGUAAAUUAAGUAAAUGAUAUUAUCACUGUCAUUUAAUUACAUUUUCCAAGAGCUAAAAAAUAUAUAUAUUAAACAAAAAUUUUGAGUUAUUUUAAGUGAUACACAUGAUGUAGAUUCAGGAAGAAAAAAAGACAAAUAAUAAAAUUGAUUCUCAAAUCAUU